Molecule: messenger RNA, 7100 nt
Organism: Candoia aspera
Lineage: Eukaryota; Metazoa; Chordata; Lepidosauria; Squamata; Candoiidae
Gene: BLTP3B
Product: bridge-like lipid transfer protein family member 3B
Exons: 21
Coding region: 159-4475 (1438 amino acids)
Source: RefSeq, a predicted model, not a curated record
CAAUCAAGAUGGCGGUGGGGCCGGGAGGAGAGUGAGGCGAGACGGCUGCGCUUCCUCUCUCGGGGAUGGAGGAGCCCCGCGCGGGGAUGGGUCGAGUAGUCACCCCCUUUUGCUUUCCCUGAAGAGCUGGGCGACGAGGUGGGACGCGAGGACGGGCCAUGGCGGGCAUUAUCAAAAAGCAGAUCCUGAAGCACCUUUCCAGGUUCACCAAAAAUCUGUCACCUGAUAAAAUCAACCUGAGCACAUUGAAAGGUGAGGGUCAGCUAACCAAUAUAGAGCUUGAUGAAGAAGUACUUCAGAAUAUGCUAGAUCUUCCCACCUGGCUUGCCAUCAACAAAGUAUUUUGUAAUAAAGCAUCUAUUAGGAUACCAUGGACAAAAUUGAAAACGCAUCCAAUCUGUUUGUCAUUGGAUAAAGUAAUAAUGGAAAUGAGUACAUGUGAAGAACCCCGUGCCCCAAAUGGACCAUCACCUAUAGCAACUGCAUCAGGACAAAGUGAAUAUGGUUUUGCUGAGAAAGUUGUAGAAGGCAUAUCUGUUUCUGUAAACUCCAUUAUAAUCCGAAUUGGAGCAAAAGCUUUCAAUGCUUCAUUUGAACUUUCUCAGUUGAGAAUAUAUAGUGUAAAUGCAAAGUGGGAACACGAUGAUCUAAGAUUUACUCGAUUACAAGAAUCUCAGCGUGGAGAGGUAUUGACCUUUAAAGAAAUCAACUGGCAGAUGAUCAGAAUAGAAGCAGAUGCAAUCCAAAGCUCUCAGCAUGAAAUCAUGAGUGCUCCAGUUCGUCUGAUUACUAACCAGUCCAAAAUUAGAGUCAUACUUAAAAGAAGGUUAAAAGAUUGCAAUGUGGUGGCAUCCAAACUAAUUUUAAUAUUGGAUGAUUUACUGUGGGUUUUGACUGAUUCCCAGUUGAAAGCUAUGGUACAGUAUGCUAAAUCUCUUAGUGAAGCAAUAGAGAAAUCAGCUGAACAGAGAAAAAGCCUUGCUUCUGAACCCAUGCAGAGUUCCACUCAGGCAUACAAUUCUCAGGAGGUGAAAACUCAAUCUUCAGCAGCUACUGAUCAAAAUGAUGCAAUUGUAAAACUAUUCAAUGAUUUUGAUGUUAAGGAAACAUCUUACCAUCUAGCAGUUUCUCAUUUGGAUCUGCACAUCUGUGAUGAUAUUUACACAAAGGAAAAAGAUGCAAACAGGCGUGUUUCAGGAGGUGCUAUGCAGCUGUCCUUUAGUCAAUUAACUGUAGACUACUAUCCUUUUCACAAAGCAGAUGAGAGCUGCAGCCAUUGGAUGCAUUACAGUGAUGCUACCAAAGCCAGAAGUGAAUGGGCAGAAGAACUGCUACAAGAAUUCAAAGGAAAUGUUGAAUUGCUUAAGCAGGCUGUGAAGGAUCACAAUUUAGGUUCUCCAGUUAAAUCCCCAUUUCAGGAGUCUCCACAGCAUAUGCAGAUAGGCAAGGAUCAAAUGUCAAAAGGAAUUUCUAAGACUUUUGUGUCAUCACAGCAGCCAAAGGAGAAAUUGAUGUCCAGCCCAGUGGUAGUUAGACUUGCAGAUGUCAAUUUUUAUCAGGUCUCUACAGCAGACCAGUGUCGCCGUUCUCCUAAAACUCUUAUUUCCUGCAAUAAAAAGUCUCUGUAUCUCCCACAAGAAAUGCCAGCCAUUCAUGUUGAAUUCACUGAAUACUACUAUCCAGAUGGCAAAGACUUUCCUAUUCCAAAUGCAAACUUGUAUAUUCAACUAAAUGCACUGCAGUUCACUUUGGACGAGAGAAGUAUUCUUUGGCUAAAUCAGUUUGUAUUGGAUAUGAAACAGAGUCUCAGUCAGUUCAUGGCCAUGUACAAGUUAAAUGACAAUUCAAAAUCAGAAGAACAUGUUGAUGUUCGAGUUGAUGGAUUAAUGAUUAAGUUCAUCAUUCCUUCUGAAAGGAAGCAAAAACAUAGAGAUGAUCCAUAUGCAAUUUCCAUUCAAAGUUCUGAAAUGAUUGCUACAAAUGCUAGACACUCAGCGAAGUGUAGACACUCUGAUUUGGAAGCAGCAUUCCAAAACUUCAAAGACACUACAUUUUUCAGUAGAACUUUCACAAACUUUCCCAAAUCUCCUGACUGUUUUAAUCUUUUACAUCCCAUUUUCCAACGACAUGCUCAUGAACAGGAUACAAAACUGCAUGAUAUCUAUAAAGGUAUUAUUACUCCCCAACUGAAUAAAUGUGCACUUAAAACUUCAGCUGCUUCAGAUGUUUGGGCAGUGCAUUUUUCCCAAUUUUGGAUAGACUAUGAAGGAAUGAAGAGUGGGAAAGGACGGCCAAUAAGCUUUGUGGAUUCAUUCCCACUUACACUCUGGAUCUGUAAACCCAUGAGAUGUGAACAGUCACACAAAGAGCCUUUUUGUAAUCAGGAAUCUCUCAACGUUCUCAAAAGUGAUUCUUGUGACCUCACUAAUAGGCUGCAGCAUAAAAAACGUCUGAAAGAGUAUUAUAGCACUGGGAUGGAAGCUUUCACCAAUGGUACUGAAAAUCUGUGCUCCCCUAAAAGUACUUUAGGACCUCAGUCUGCAUAUUUUGCAGAUAUUCAUGUUUUACUUCAUAUUCAAAAACAUGUAAGCAUGCAGAUAAAUCAUUACCAAUAUCUUUUCUUACUCUACCUGCAAGAAUCUCUUGUGUCACUCCUGGACAACUUGAGGAAGGAUGUAGAGACUGUGACAGGGAAUCCAGCAAAAGAGGCAAAUAUCUGUAUUGGGAUCUUAUUAAAAAGUGCUGACAUAGCUUUGUUGCUUCAUCCACUAGUGCAAGGAGGCAUCUGCAAACCUCCCAUUUUAGAACAAGGAGGUCCAAUGACAUCAGAUCUCUCACCCAUGGAAAACAGAGAAGCUUAUGAAUUGGAAAGCAAGCUAGUUUCUACUUCUACUGCACAGAUGAGCAAUUCAGAUAUUAAUGUAACUGACAGUGGGUCUCUGAAUGCUGAUCUUGACAAAGCCAUUCUGAUGAAUCCGAUUUUAAAAUCAAAUAGUAAAAGUUCAUUUAUGGAUGAUGCAUCAGAAAAACUUUUGAGGAAAAUGAAUGAAGAAAAUAACAGUGGACUUUUCAGUCAUAGUGAUUCAGAAGAAAACUUUGAGUCAUUAAAUGACAGUUCCUCUACUAGGGAAUUGGUUAAUAUGUCAAAUUGCAGAGAAGACUCUAUCAAAAUGCUGAUGGACAAGGAAGAAGAGAAAAGUGGUUUCUCAAAUAAGGAAAGUAAAGCAGAAUGCUCAGCUGUUAAAGUCAUAGAAAUUGAAACUGAUUCUGUGGGGCAGUCUGAGAAGUUUGAAAAUGGCAAAGAAAAAUUGAGCACAGCAAAAAUGCUUGCGCUUCAGUCUCCAUUAAGUGGAAAGCCUAAGGAAUCGUGCCAGUCCAAUCUCCCUGCAUUCUCUGUUUCUUAUAAGAACAUGAAGAAAAGUCCAUCACAAGCCUCUUUGGAUACCAUUUCUACUGACAGCAUCUUGUUCGAAGAACACUAUUUGGAAAGUGAUGGAAGUGAUAGCCAAAGCUUUUUGGAGAAAGCUAUCUUGUCCAAUAAACCUGUGGAAAAUAUGCCUGAUGAAGGCACAGUGAAUGAGAACUAUGGUGAAUCAUCUCCAGAUGUCCUCAGUGCAAUGUCAGAGUGUACUCAGGAUGCUAGUGAAGAAAUGAUGUCAGUGGUAGUUUUUAAAAUAUUUGGUAUUAAUGGUGAAAUUGACAUCAGAGGCGAAGACACAGAAGUGUGCCUUCAGAUAAAUCAAGUUUUACCAAAUCAGCUGGGCAAUAUCAGUGUUCGUCAUUAUCUUUGCAAUCGAACAGCAGGUUCAGAUCCUAAAUGUGCAGCUGGGCCAAUUAAACCAAAUCCUGAAAUAAGACUGAAAUGGGAAAGUGGACCCAGUGCUGUAAUACAUUCGUUGCAAUCUGAAAAAAAUGGGUUUCUACAAUGUCAUAUAGAAGAUUUUACUGCUGAUUUCUUAACUUCUUCACUUACGAACAUUCAGCGUUUCUUGGAAGAUGAAAUGCUUGCAGAAGUGAUGCCUAUGAAUGUAAAAAUUUCUAAUACAAAAAUCAACAUAAAAGAUGAUAGUCCUCGUGAUAGUUUGUCUGCUCCUGAAUCAGUCCCAGUAACUUUGCAUAUUGAUCUGCUUAUGAUAGAGAGGAAAGAUGAUGGCUCAUUUUACAUUACAGACAAUCGAACAGUUAGUAGUGAUGCACCAAAGACUAAGACACAUAGCAGUAUAGGGGAUCAGGUUGCUGAAGCUGGCACACACAAGAAAAAGAAUUUUCGGUCCCAGUCCACACAAACAUCUCCAGAAAUUAACAGAUCCCAAGGAUUUAUGACUUUACCCAUAGUGAUCAAAGAACAGCUUAUUGAAGAAAAUGAAUGUCUAAAACAGGAAUUAGCCAAAGCCAAGAUGGCCCUUGCUGAAGCUCACUUGGAAAAAGAUACCUUGCUUCACCAUAUUAAAAAAAUGAAUAAUGAAAAAUGUUAGCAGACUAUACAUUAAUGUGGAACAAGAAAGGACACAUUUUAUAUUAGUUUUUGUUGAUGGAACUAAUAUAAACUUUUCUAUAGAAAAUGCACUUGUAAGAAGGGAUAGAAAGAAUUAGAUUUUUUUUCCUUUUGUGAUAUGAGGAAGAACAAUUUCUAUUAUACAUCAUUAACUUGUUAAAUAAGUGGUGGCAUGAAUAAAAUCUCCCUUUGUCAUUGAUAGGAUAUCUUCAUCUUCAUUUGUGAAGAUAGAAAAUCUUGGUUACAACAAAAAUACUGUUCAAGGGACAUUAAAUUUGCACUACCCAUAAAAAUGGUCCAUUAUGAAAACUUGUGAUAGUCAUACAAAAAUAGUUAACACACCAGCAGAACCUGCUUAGAGAUGAGCACCCCCAAGUCUCAAAAUGUAUAACUACAGCAUGAGAAAGGAUAAGAACAAAAAUGGCCAUACUAUGGUGGGAAAAAUUGGAAAUUGCAUAGUCAGUUGGACAAUGAUUUGUCAUUAGCUUGCAAAACAGUAAGAUCAUUAGAUCAGGGCUCUUUUUGAGGAUCAUUAAUCAUUUCUUUGCUUUGACAAUGAAACUCAGCCAUUCUCAGCAACAUUUAAAUUUUUAACAGUUGAAUGUUCUUUUGUAAAAGUAACAUUGCUGUAUAUUAAUGUGCUUGAAAACAGUUAUAUAAUUAUUUGAACGUGUAAUACUUUAACAAAAUGUAAAGCUGCAUUUUAUAUCAUAGAUUACGGUAAAAAUUAAACUACAAACUUUCACUUUAAAAAUUGCUGUAAAUAAGUAAAGUACAUAAACCUGUACAAAAGUUUCUUAAAUUUUUAAUAUAAUAACUAAACCCCUUAUAGAAGAAUUACCAGGAUGAUAUUAGUAUAUAGGUUAUUCAGUGAUCUUUUUUUAUCAUUAUUUGAAGAUAUUUUGAGAGGCAUGUAUUUGCUAUGCUUGAACUGUAAAAUAAUUCAGGGAAUGAUUUUUUUAAAGUAAAAAAUAACUAAAAUCUGGUGACUGAGUUAAUUGAAUUGGAAAUUUAAAAAAUUAUUUGAAUUGAAAUGAUUUUAAUUAAAGUUUCCUGAUAUAACUCAUAUUUCCUGGAUUAAAAAUAAUUGAAGAUUCUGCAAAAAGAAGAUAAAUCAAGAUGUCUAAGUUGUGUAAAACAAUUAUAGACGUCUUUAUUUUAAAACAAUAUAGCCUUAAUUUUAUGAGCCAACUUUUCAGAAGGUCAGCUUAUUUCUCAUCUCCUAUUCCUUUCUAACCAAAUUACCAGUUCAUUAACCUUUAUUUCUGGCACACACUUCCUAAAUAUUAUCCCACCAUUCCUCUGUCUAUAUGCUUUUUUCUGACACCCUAAUUCAGUUUAUCAGAAACAAAAGUUAUAUAUGUCCAAGUUGAACCUCCAAAAUACCUGACUCAGUAAAUGCCUGUUAAAUUCAGUUGAUUAAAAUCUGAUACAAUGCAAGCAUGCCACUAGUAAAUUAUUUGCCAGGUUAUUUUUGACAGGUUGUUUAUGUAUAGUCCAUUUUAAAAGACAUACAUGUCAUUUAAUUAGGGAUUAAGCUCUCUGCAGGGACGCGGUGGCGCUGCGGGUUAAACCGCUGAGCUGCCGAUCGGAAGGUCGGCGGUUCGAAACCGCGUGGCGGGGUGAGCUCCCAUUGCUCGUCCCAGCUCCUGCUCACCUAGCAGUUCGAAAACAUGCAAAUGUGAGUAGAUCAAUAGGUACCGCUUCGGCGGGAAGGUAACGGCGUUCCAUGAGUCAUGCUGGCCACAUGACCCGGAAGUGUCCUAUGGACAAUGCCAGCUCUAAAGGCUUAGAAACGGAGAUGAGCACCGCCCCCUAGAGUCAGACACGACUGGACUUUACGUCAAGGGAAACCUAAGCUCUCUGCAGAUUUAUUUCUAAGUAGAUUUAUGUAGGAUUGCACUGUGAAUCAGAUAUAUACAGGUUGUCCUUGGUUAACGACAGCAAUUGGGACUGGAAUUUGUUGCUAAGCAGGGCGGUCAUAAAGUGCGAUGCCAUGUGACUGUGACAGCAGUUCUGGCACUUCCAGUUGCCGACAUUAAGCGAAUCCCGCAAUGUCACAUCAUCACCAUUUGUGACCUGCCAGUAACUUUGCUUGUAGGAAACCAGCAAAGAAGGUUGCAAUGGUGAUCAUGUGACCAUGGGAUGCUGUGAUGUAAUUGUGAGAUGUGCGCUGAGCACUGGGAUCACAAGCACAUCACUGUGGGGAUGCUGUGAUGGCUGGAACUUAGAGGACUGGCCAUAAGUACCACUCGUUCAGCACUGUCUUAAGAUCUGUAAGCACUGUAAGAUGGAAAUUGCUUGAUGCUCAUACUGUUGUCCUCUUACUUCAUGCUUGUCAUACUAUGAUUUCAUAGCAGUGGCUUGGUCAAAAGAUAAUAGAACAUCUCUUGUUUAAAUUCACUAAACAGGUCCAGUGCUACUCUUCUCUAUAUUUUGCUCUUCUCUAUAAGAAAAAGUUAAUUCUGACUUACCCAUUUUUAAAGCAAAGAAUUGCCAUGUUAAAUGAUAGAUUCAGUUUCUGAUUCAGUUUUUUAAAAAUCAGUUAUUGGUGCUGUACAAAAUAAUCCCUUCAAAUUCUAAAAUUAAACAUUGUAUUAACAGA